CUUAUCUGCAGUCCCUGUAUACCUACAAGUAAGCGGGUCUUAUUACAGCGCAGCUGCAAAAAAAGCACCCUUCCUUUCCCUGUGCGGUCUUUUAUACACUCAAGAUACUGGAAUCAAGAGACUGGAGUCCUGGACCAAUCAGCUUUCGUCACUGGCCUAGCUUAAACCGCUUCUUUUAUGGUGUUCCUGCUUCAGUUUUUUUCGCGGGGGGGAAUCAAGGCGUUUGGAACAUUCUGCUGUCAUACGCGUACCCGAUGUUUCCACCAUAACUGUCAGUUGUCACGUUAGUACUUUUUUUGUGUAGGAAGUAUUUUUUGUCUGUAUUUGUGUUUGUUUUAGCUUUUAUGUUUAGCUAGCAACAAGGUGAAAGAUUUACUACCUUGACUUGGUUUCCUCGUUCCCACCGCUGUUAAACACCCAACCUUAAGUUAUGUUUUUACCACACCAUGGGUAAAUAUUUAAGCCGUAUGACUGUUGAGCGAGCGAGCGAGUGAGCGAGCGAGAGAGAGAGCGUCAACUCACCCGCCGAUAAACUCUUUUAUUGCCCCCCCCCAGGUUAUGAAGCUUGUCUGUCGACUCUUUUUAAGUCUGAACAAAUAAGCGCGGUUGAAACAUUUCCGGGAUACCAUGCGCUCCAUCUCAGGUUCCCAGGAUGUAAUAGAACUUCCACGUUUUACCUUCAACCCAAAGGAAGGAAUCGAUAAUCCAGCCCUCGUCAUCACCGAUGAUCUUGAAACCGAUCCAGACCACAGCCACGUGACCAAACUCUGCCAGCUGAGGCGAGUGGAAGGGCAGAACUUUGGCUUCAACCUGCAAAGGAACACGGAGGGUCAGGGCUUGGAAGUCACCGACGUGGAGCCAUGGAGUCCAGCAGAGCACGGUGGACUUCAAGAGGGCGACCGAGUGCUGGAGGUCAAUGAUGAAUUUGUGGUCAACAGAGACUUCUUCAGGGUGGCGAGGAAAAUCCAGUCAUGUGGUCUCCAUUUGUUUCUGCUGGUCCUGAGGAGAGAUGAAUACGACCAGGCAGUGUGUAUGGGUGUAGACCUCCAGAUGUUGGCUGCAGCCUCCAAGAGUGGUCCUUGCUCUCGGCCCAGACUGUGUCACAUCAGCCAACACCCACACUACGGCCUGGGGAUGACCCUGAUCUCCGUGGAAGGACGGCAUACCCUGAGUAUCGUGACUGAUGGUCCGGCAGAAAAGGCUGGAGUGACCAGUGGAGACAGACUGGUCUGGAUGAACGGUGUAGCAACAUCCACUCUCAAACACUCCUCUCUCAGCAAAGCCCUGAAGAAGAGCGUCGAACCCGCGACGGUGCUGGUCAUUGAUGGUGAAAGCCAGUCUUACUACAUUAGGAGGAAGAUGCCCAUUGUGCCCGUCCUGGCAGAAAGCCGUCAGCUGCCACACUCGGCCAAGACUCUGGACUUGGUCAAAGGACCUGAUGGCUAUGGCUUCCUGUUGAGACAAGAGAAGUUGCCGGUGACACAGCAAACAGUUCACUUGCUACGAGAGGUGGACAAGGGGAGUCCAGCCGAGGAGGCGGGGAUGCGGGAUGGAGAUCUACUACUAGCGGUCAACGGAGAACCAGUAGAGUCCAUGGAGCACGAGGACAUUGUCAAAAUAAUCCGAAAGAGUGGCGAUAAAGUCAGGCUGACUACGAUAUCCAUACCAGGAAGACGAUUCUUCAGAGAGCUUGGUAUUUCUCCUUUGUACUUUCAUGAUGAAUUCAUACACCAGGACGACGGUCAGACUGGAGAUCAAACGGCACAGACGCAAAACACGGAUGCUGCGCUCUUAUAAUGGAACUUAUAAUGGAAGAGGUGCUGGUGGUCUCCAGACGAGGAUUUUGGCACAACUUGUGACCUUGAGAUUUACCAAUGAACAUUUUCAGUACCGUUUUGUCAAAUGUGAGCCUUGUGAAUUACAAUUGCAGUUUUUGAGAAACAACAUGUAAAAAAUGAAAUCUAUGACCGUUGUUGCGGACUUACCGGAAAAGACCAGCUUGCUUCUUCUGCGUCCUUUUUUUGAUCGCCAAAAUUGCAACCACUCCUCUUCGGCAAUGUAGCCAAGAUGGCGACUUGAUGGAGUCGAGUCAUUGGGCUCCAGUCACAAUUUUGAUGACUUUGGAUUCAAGUAGGGCAGCUCUAAUUGGACUUUGAAAUCAAUGACUUGACUUGGACUUUGGUCUAAUGACUUGAAAAUACUUGAGAUUUCCAGUGAAUGUAAGAUGUGUCCCCCAUCCAAAGUAUUCAUAACAUUAUCGUUAUGUAAUUUCCAGCAGGACAUUUUGAAUCUGCCUCAGUGAUUGCAUGCAUUAACGCCCAAUCAGUUUUAAGAAGAAAUAAAAUGUAUGGAUUACAUAAAAUCCAAAAUAUUAUUACAAUGAUACAAUUCAAAUUGUAUUCAUUUCAUUUAUUAAAUUGAAUACAUUGUUAGAAUGGCAUUAUAUUUGGGAGACACUAAACAGGGCUCCAAAAUUCUAACUUAUAGCUUAAGACUUGACUCGAACCUACAAACUGGCACAUUUGUAAAUGUGAAAAUUGUAAAUCGUUCAAAGUGUAUUAUUUGUAAACAAAAAAAAUAUAUUUUCAUGUGAAACAACCAUUUUUGUGUUUACCUUGUGGCAUCAUUGUUUACACAUUUUGGCUAAAUAUAUAUACAUUUGUGCAGGGGCGUCACUAGGGUGGAGAAAAAAACAAAUAAGGAACAAGAACUGGGAUAUGACUUUCCCACUUUUGGACAGAUUUCGUUGAGAUACUCAAUUAUUAAAUGUACACAAGUACACACAAUCUAUACUGCAAAACCAGUGGACAGUCAUCAAUGAUAUAAUAAUCAUGAUAAUAUUAUUAGUCUAUUAUUAUUAUCAUUAUUCUUAUUCUGAU
Doryrhamphus excisus (bluestripe pipefish) is the source of this 2879-nucleotide messenger RNA. The record is from RefSeq and is a predicted model, not a curated record. NCBI's taxonomy places the organism in Eukaryota, Metazoa, Chordata, Actinopteri, Syngnathiformes, Syngnathidae.